Plasmodium falciparum 3D7 is the source of this 1119-nucleotide messenger RNA. Its product is annotated as rifin. Bases 1 to 1119 code for a protein of 372 amino acids. The transcript has 2 exons. NCBI's taxonomy places the organism in Eukaryota, Apicomplexa, Aconoidasida, Haemosporida, Plasmodiidae. The record is from RefSeq and is a predicted model, not a curated record.
AUGAAAGUUCAUUAUAUUAAUAUAUUGUUGUUUGCUGUUCCAUUAAAUAUAUUGGUAACAUUAUGUCAUGCGAAUACCCACAAAAAACUAUCCACCACAACAUGUGAUAUACAAACUACCAGAUUAUUAUGCGAGUGUGAAUUAUAUAUGUCAAAUUAUGACAACGAUCCUGAAAUGAAAAGGGUGAUGCAACAAUUUCAUGAUCGUACAACACAAAGGUUUCAAGAAUACGAUGAAAGGUUGCAAGAAAAACGACAAAUAUGUAAAGAUAAAUGUGACAAGGAAAUCCAAAAAAUUAUUUUAAAAGAUAAAUUAGAAAAGGAAUUAACCGAAAAGUUCGCGACAUUACAAACUGAUAUACAUAGUGAUGCCAUUCCAACAUGUGUUUGCGAAAAGUCGAUGGCGGACAAAGUGGAAAAAGGAUGCUUGAGAUGUGGAAGUAUAUUAGGUGCGGCCAUGCCUGAAGUGGCUUCAAUAGGUGCAACGGCUUUAUAUACUUUAUGUCAAUGGCAAACUAAGGCAAUUGCUGCUGCCAUUGAAAAAGCUAUGGUUCAGGGUGCUGCUAAGGGUUUGGCUGCGGGUAAUGUCAAAGGUGUGGAAAUAGUUCUUCGUGGAUUAAGAACAUUGGGUGUAGAGGAUUUAUAUCCUGAAUUAUUGAAAUCCAUAGGUACUAAGAUACCUUAUUAUGAUAUCGCAAGAAUUGCUAAUGCUAUUAUUACAAAAAAAACUCAGAUGUGUGGGCUGACUCAAAGUCCUGCUAAUGUGCCUAUCUGCAAAACAAUCGACAUUAAGUUUAGACUAAUUCGAAUUGAUGGUCAACAUUUUUUUGAUACAACAACUGGUAUAAAAAAAGGGGUAACCCAAGUUGUUGGAAAAGCAACACAAACUGCUGAAGCCGAAGCUGCUAAGGUGAGAACGAUAACUUCUUCUAAAAUCAUAACUGAAGAGGAAGGUGUAAUAAAUACUAUAUAUAUGAGUAACCAGACUGCUAUUAUUGCUUCCAUAAUUGCAGUAGUGGUCAUAGUUUUAAUUAUGGUUAUAAUAUAUUUCAUUUUACGUUAUCGACGAAAAAAAAAAAUGAAGAAAAAACUCCAAUAUAUAAAAUUAUUAGAAGAAUAG